GCUUUUAAUACUACAAUUUCAACUACUUCUACCUUAAAACUAACAACAAUGUCUGGCCGUGGCAAGGGCAAGACCGCUGGCAAGAAGGCCGUGAGCCGCAGCUCCAAGGCUGGCCUGCAAUUCCCUGUUGGCCGUAUUGCUCGUUAUCUGAAGAAGGGCCGGUACGCUGAUCGCAUUGGAGCCGGCGCUCCUGUCUACAUGGCUGCGGUGCUGGAGUACAUUACCGCUGAGGUGCUUGAGCUUGCUGGCAACGCCGCUCGCGACAACAAGAAGAACCGCAUCGUGCCUCGCCACAUCCAGCUGGCUAUCCGCAACGACGAGGAGCUGAGCAAGCUCCUGGGUGACGUGACCAUCGCUGCCGGUGGUGUGCUGCCCAACAUCCACGCCGUGCUGCUGCCAAAGAAGUCCAAGGGUGGCAAGGGCGAGGAGGAGGCUGCUUAAAUGACAUCUCAACCCAACCUACAUUCAAAACCCGGUGUUUUUCAACACCACCUUACUGUGACUUCUCCCUACCUUGGGCCUUGGACAGUUAUCUUUACGCUUGUCAAUUUGGCUACAGCAAGGCUUUCAUCUGGGCAUGUUUUACAUUGCCUUUUGUCCUCCCGUUCAACUGGUUCCACAACUUACGUAAUAGGUACUAUGCAGAUACCUGGUACUAGAAAUCUAGCAUUCCUAUAACUUAACGGCAUAAUCGUGACAUGCCUCAGCCUCUACUGAGUUUCAUGCAGUAGGCAGGCUUAUGGGUUGACGAAAUGAGAUGACAUGUACUACAGAUCUGGUUUCAUUGCCGGCCCCCCGCCCAGCAGUGCAGCGCCCAUGGCACCCAGGUCAUGUGUCGUACCGUUCAGCGGAACCCCCGCUGGUGCUGAGGCGGUGACUGCAUGUUAGGAGCAGGUGCAUCUCCGUGUUCUCUCCGAGGGCAACCCUAUGCAAAAGGCGGGGAAAUCUGACAACGCCGGAAGCUGGUUAUGUGCGGUGACUGGUAGGCACGUUUGUGGUGCCGCUUUGAACGUGUGCGUGGAGGUAAAGAGGAAACAACUAACUGAGGGAUAAGGUCAGGGUGUGCGUGGCGGUGGUUGUGAUGACGAGCUGUCCUGGCGCAGUGGGUGCAUUGCUACCAGUAUGUUGCGCCCGUGAGGAGCUCAGUCCGUUGUUUCGCAGGAGGGACCUGGGUAUGUAGCAGU
This is a messenger RNA of Astrephomene gubernaculifera, 1184 nucleotides long. Lineage: Eukaryota; Viridiplantae; Chlorophyta; Chlorophyceae; Chlamydomonadales; Astrephomenaceae. The record is from the annotation of a GenBank genome assembly.